AUGUCGGCAUCGUCAGCCGAAGUGCCUGAUUUGGGUGCCUACACUUCGCAUACGCAGCCAGGCGCUCACGAUGAUGAAGAUGAUGAGGUAUUUGCGGAGCUUGAAAGAGAGGUCGAGGCACUCAAUGAGGCAGAUGCAGACGAGGCGGCACACAUUACUGGAAACAGCUCAGGACGCAGUACUGACGGUGAUCUUUCCAAGGCUUUUCAAGAAUAUCGUGCUCAAAGGCUCGCUGAAAUUCACACAGAAGUGGCUGCUCGCGCCGGCGCAGAUGCAAGUGAUCCGGACAGCGGCAAGUACAAAGAAGUGCGCGAUGAAAAGGAAUUGCUUAGCAUGAGCGUGCGCGAGCCGAAUGUGGUUAUUCAUUUUGCCAAGCCUGAGUUCCGUCGAUGUCGGAUACUUGAUCGACAUCUUGAACACAUGGCUCGACAGCAUCCAUCCACGCUUUUCCUCAAGGCUGAUGUUGAGAGAACGCCUUUUCUUGUCAAUAAGCUCGAGAUUCGUGUAUUGCCAUGCCUCUUUGUAUUCAAAAAUGGUGUAUGCAAGGACAAGCUUAUUGGGUUCCAGGAAUUUGGAAAUAGCGAUGUAUUUACUACGGCAGCGUUAGAGUGGCGACUAGGACAAACAGGUAAGCAUAAGCGCACUGGUCCUCCUCACACGACAGGCGUUAUUGUACCACAGCAAAAGCCAAACAAUCCCAUUUUAGGUUUUGGCGUUCCACAAUCCUCCCAAAAUGCCAUGGCGUCUGACGAUGAUUGGGACUAA
Messenger RNA from Malassezia globosa CBS 7966, 765 nucleotides. RefSeq lists its product as uncharacterized. The coding region runs from base 1 to 765 and encodes 254 amino acids. NCBI's taxonomy places the organism in Eukaryota, Fungi, Basidiomycota, Malasseziomycetes, Malasseziales, Malasseziaceae. The record is from RefSeq and is a predicted model, not a curated record. The transcript is spliced from 3 exons. Gene Ontology annotation, cellular component: cytoplasm.